GUGGAAUUGACAGUCCUAACCGUAAUGCCUAUGUCAAGAAGCUGCAUGCAAACGAUAAUCGUCUCGAGUGCCAACGACGAGGCCACAUCAUGAUUUGUUCUUUUCCCUGGAUGGUAAAGGACGAACUACCCGAUGAAAUGGAAGAGCAUGAGUACCUCAUCUCUCAUGUCCCUGAUAGACUCGAUGCCAAUAUGCACGUCGCAUUCCAUCACGCCUUGUUUCACAGACGAGAUGCGGAUCGUCUGGCUCUUCUUCAGCUGGACUGGUCCCUCAUGACUGGCCUCGAGAGCCUUUUUCUUGAUCUCUCAGGACCUUGGACCGAUGGUCCCAACGCGGAACUCAAGUCCUUCUGUGUUAAGAUGGGAAAGCAUCUGAAGCUCAAGACACUUGUUGUUCUUGGCCUUCCGGUGAGACAGGAUUACUGCAAAUUAGGCAAGGACUUUUGGAUUAAAACCCUCGAGAACCAGGAGUAUGUCCCAAGCACUGUCGUCAAAAGCCAUGUCGAAGACAGCGACGAAAGUGACGAAGGUGAUGAUGAUGAUAGUGAUGACGAUGAUAGUGAUGACGAACUAGUUGGAUUCCCAACAUAUAUCUAUUGGUUGAAGGAGUGUCUUCAGCCCGGCAGCCAGGUCCAUUCUGUGAUGCAGUAUGAAUCAGAGACAGAGCUGUAAUGGUCCUGAAGAUUCCAUCUUUUCCAUCCAAGACGAUGACGCCCCAGCCGAGACCGCCGAUGAUGAUUUCUCGGAUACAUCUCGUGUCCAUUGGCCCAACCUCAUUGUCUCCCCUAUCAGGCCUUGACGCCUAACCAUAGUCCCCAGAUGCCCCUGCCAAGAACCCAGAGUUCUUGCGAACACCCCCUUAUCUAUUUGAUUUUGAUCUGUUAAACAGACUUUAGUUGGCUAGGUAGUUGCUUUUGUGCAGAUAAAUUGAUAAAGCAAGAUAUAUAGCCUCCUGACUAGAAGAAAACUUCUGACCAGGG
Fusarium odoratissimum NRRL 54006 is the source of this 979-nucleotide messenger RNA. RefSeq lists its product as uncharacterized. The coding region runs from base 90 to 671 and encodes 193 amino acids. Lineage: Eukaryota; Fungi; Ascomycota; Sordariomycetes; Hypocreales; Nectriaceae. The record is from RefSeq and is a predicted model, not a curated record. The transcript has a single exon.